Hevea brasiliensis (rubber tree) is the source of this 2024-nucleotide messenger RNA. RefSeq lists its product as uncharacterized. The transcript has 13 exons. Lineage: Eukaryota; Viridiplantae; Streptophyta; Magnoliopsida; Malpighiales; Euphorbiaceae. Bases 316 to 1464 code for a protein of 382 amino acids. The record is from RefSeq and is a predicted model, not a curated record. Gene Ontology annotation, cellular component: COPII-coated ER to Golgi transport vesicle; endoplasmic reticulum.
CGUGACGAGAAGCGAAGAUUUAGGUGAUUUUAUUUCCUUACUGUGUCAGGACACGACACCCAACUGUACCCAUUGAUCGAAAACCAAAGAAAGGUCUCUCCUUUCUCUUCUCUCCGUCUCUCUUUGACCCAUUAUCCGGCCUACCACUCGCCGUCCUUCUUGUAAUCGCCGCCUCUGUUUAGGCCACGGCUAUAUCAGCUAUGGCUUCCUCUUUAUAUGCCCAUGUAUAGAUUCUUGUUUUCUUUGUGCUUUUGAAGGUGUAACCUUUCUGGGUAUUGGUUGAUUACUUGGAAAUUUUGGUUGAAAGUGGAAAGCAUGAUUCAGAAACUGAGGAAGUUAGAUGCUUACCCAAAAAUCAAUGAGGAUUUUUAUAGGAGGACCUUUUCCGGUGGCCUCAUUACCCUCGUCUCUUUUCUUAUCAUGCUUUUCCUCUUCUCCUCUGAGUUAAGAUUAUACCUGCGUAUUGUUACUGAGACGAAGCUCUUAGUGGAUACUUCAAGAGGGGAAACUCUAAGGAUCAAUUUUGAUGUCACUUUUCCUGCCAUUCCAUGUACAUUGCUCAGUAUUGAUGCCAAGGAUAUCAUGGGAGAGGAGCAUUUCGAUAUAAGACAUAAUAUAACUAAGAAAAGGAUUAAUGUUCAUGGUGAUGUAAUUGAAGUCAGGCGUGAUGGGAUUGGUGCACCAAAAGUUGAAAAGCCUUUGCAAAAGCAUGGUGGCAGACUUGAACACAAUGAAAUUUAUUGUGGCUCAUGCUAUGGCGCAGAAAUGUCAGAUGAUGAUUGUUGCAACUCAUGUGAACAAGUUCGUGAAGCAUACAAGAAAAAAGGGUGGGCAUUGACUGGUACGCAUUUGAUUGACCAGUGUAUGAGGGAAGAAUUUUUCCAAAGGGUCAUAGAUGAAGAAGGUGAAGGAUGUAAUAUAUAUGGAUCUCUGGAAGUAAAUAAAGUGGCUGGAAAUUUUCAUUUUGUACCUGGGAAAAGCCUUCAUCACUCAAAUGUCCAUGUGAAAGAUUUGCUGUCUGUUAAAUCGUAUAGUUAUAAUAUAAGUCACAGGAUCAAUAGACUAGCUUUUGGUGACUACUUUCCUGGUGUGGUGAAUCCCCUGGAUGGGGUACAUUGGGAGCACGAAACACCAAAUGGCAUUCACCAGUACUUCCUCAAGGCAGUCCCAACAAUAUAUACUGAUAUUAGUGGCCACACUGUUAGCUCAAACCAGUACUCUGUAACAGAGCAUUUCAAGAAAUCAGAACCGGAUCAACAUGAUUCUCUUGGAGUUUUCUUCUUCUAUGACUUUUCUCCAAUUAAGGUGACUUUUAAAGAGGAGCAUAUUUCAUUUUUACACUUCAUGACCAAUAUUUGCGCAGUAUUUGGAGGUAUUUUCACAAUUGCUGGAAUAAUAGAUUCAUUUGUGUAUCAUAGUCAAAGAGCAAUCAAGAAAAAAGCAGAAAUUGGCAAGUACAGAUGAUAUGCCGGGUUGACAUUUUCGGCAGGAUGUUUUUGGGAUGAUGGAAAUCAUUGAAAUUGUUUCUUCUCAAUAGUCACCAAUCUCUUCACAUUAUUCACUCUUGCUUCCAGUCAGUUUACCGUUGUAGGCCAUAGACGUCAGAAUAUGAACCCAGCUCCUGUUUAAUCAAAUGAUACUUGUUACAAAUGUUCUUCAUCGACCUUCAGUACUCCUGUUACAUAUCAAUAGAUGUCUGAAAGUCUCUCUCACAAUAUCAGAGCAGUUUGCUUCUUCUUAGGAUAUAUUAUUAUUAUUACAUAGAAAUAGGCUUAUGUACAAUAUAACUAAGCUCCAUGAGCACAAUGAAUUGAAGAUCCAUUCAGAAGUUGAAGUUAGAGGCAAUUGACUUGGCAGAUAGCAAAUCAAAUUUUGUGUUAGCUAACAGUUAACUAGUAAGCUAUUCUGAGCUUUCUUUUCCUCUUUUUGGGUGGGAUAGAAAUGGAGAUGUGGCCAUGACAUUUUGUAUUGUCAUUGGGAAUAAUUAUACUCAAAAUCUCAAAAUUAAUUUGAGAGAUUUUGAA